This is a messenger RNA of Peromyscus maniculatus bairdii (prairie deer mouse), 396 nucleotides long. Lineage: Eukaryota; Metazoa; Chordata; Mammalia; Rodentia; Cricetidae. The record is from RefSeq and is a predicted model, not a curated record.
CACGAGGGAGCCUCUGAAAAGGAAACUUUCUCACCCAUUGCCCUCUGUCCCUCAAAGAACAUCGUGGCCGUGGGGGCCGGCUUCUGUGACGGGCUUGGCUUCGGCGACAACACCAAGGCAGCUGUGAUCCGCCUGGGGCUCAUGGAGAUGAUCGCCUUCGCCAAGCUCUUCUGUAGUGGCUCUGUGUCCUCUGCCACCUUCCUGGAGAGCUGCGGUGUUGCUGAUCUCAUCACCACCUGCUACGGCGGGCGGAACCGCAAGGUGGCAGAGGCCUUUGCUCGCACUGGAAAGUCCAUUGAGCAGCUGGAGAAAGAGAUGCUGAACGGGCAGAAGCUCCAGGGGCCCCAGACAGCCCGGGAGCUACACAGCAUCCUCCAACACAAGGGCCUUGUGGAC